Cryptomeria japonica (Japanese cedar) is the source of this 1569-nucleotide messenger RNA. Its product is annotated as mediator of RNA polymerase II transcription subunit 30. The record is from RefSeq and is a predicted model, not a curated record. NCBI's taxonomy places the organism in Eukaryota, Viridiplantae, Streptophyta, Pinopsida, Cupressales, Cupressaceae. The coding region runs from base 374 to 1291 and encodes 305 amino acids. The transcript has 5 exons. Gene Ontology annotation, cellular component: mediator complex.
UGAGCCUUUAGGUGCAUGUAAUGUGAGGUGACACGUAGUUAACGCCAUUGCACUGCUAGUUUGAAGGUGGCAACGGUGGUCGUUUGGGUGUGUACGCGGUUAAUUGCCAUGCGGCAACCCCGUUCCAUACGAACGAAAAUCGUAGUAGGUUUCAGGUGUGGGCCCGACCAUGAUUUGGUUGACACACCAAAGUGGCAUAAUUUUGACAACACAGACGACUCGUUAUGGGACACAUGGCAAAACACCUACUCACGUUAAGUUUCUUGUAUAAAGUACAUUUGGAACAAUCCGUAUACUCUGUUUUGAACCAGAAUUUUUCAGCAGUGGUUUCAAAUAUCAGUAGAGAAGAGGAGAGAAGGGAAGAGAAGAGAGGAUGAGAGAAGAGAUAGGGAGUAAUAAGAAGCAGAAGAGCGAAGAAUUGGCCGUGGACGGGCAGAGGCAUUUAGAAGGCACCGUUGAAGCAGCGCAUCAAAUUCUUGCUUCCAUGAACCAAGAGCUGUGCAACCCCUCUCUCUGGGUACCCCCCACCACCAGAGACCACGACCCCUCCCUUGCUGCCGGUGGGAGCGGAGGCGGAGGCGGUGCAUUGGAUGACGCAAGGCUCCGCUACAAAAAGUCUGUCGAUUCUCUCAGGGAUGUCAUUUCGCUCAUCUCCUCAUCUCAGAUUGCAUUUUCUGCAUGUUUAUCAGGUAAUGUUGUUGAUUCUAUAAUUCAGACCAAACCACAGGAGGGAGAUACCAUAACGGGGACAGAUAAUAAUGGAGAUCAAGUUGAGAUACAAAUACUAGAACAACGGGCUUCAGAGCUCAGAGAGAAUCAUGACUAUGUAUGUAAGCUCAAAAAGGCACUUUAUGGGCUUAAACAAGCCCCAUGUGCUUGGUAUGACAGGCUAGAUAAGUAUCUACAACAACAAGGCUUUAAAAGAGGAAUGGCAGACAACAAUCUUUAUGUGAAAGAAGAAGAUUGGGGAGGUUCAGUUGAUGACAAAAAAAUCACAAGUGGUGGUGCUUUCUUUUUUGGAAGCUAUCUUGUUUCUUGGUUGAGUAAAAACAAGCCUUCCAUUUCCUCGUCUACAGUUGAAGCGAAAUACAUUGCAGUAGUGUCAUGUUGUACGCAAGUUCUUUGGAUGAAGCAAACACUGUUGGAUAUUAAGGAGGUUACGAAAAAGAAUCAUCAUUUGAAAGUUCUUAUAGACCAACUUCGAGAUCUUGUCAGUGAUAUUUCCAUGUGGCAGAGCCCGAUCUUAUGUUUUUGUUUGAAUUAUAAAUUUCAUGGAAGAAAAAUGGUUUAACAGUGCUAGAAAAUUUGGGAAUCAAGUUCGAACAAUCACUGCAAUCCUAUUUCUCCUCGAGGAGGUUUUGAUGAAUUUGCUCCUCCGCAAAUUGUAUUUGGGACAUGAUGUGACUUGUAUCCGAUAAUGGUAGAGUUGCAUGCAAUGAAGUGUGUGUAUGUGUCUUAGUACCAAAAGGACCAGUUUUAUUUUCUACAAAUCUCUCUUAUACAUGGAAAUUGCAUUUCUUGUAUAUUUAUAUGGCUAUUACAACAUAAUAUUAUGAGAUUGUAAGAACC